Andrographis paniculata is the source of this 813-nucleotide messenger RNA. RefSeq lists its product as uncharacterized. The transcript has 3 exons. The record is from RefSeq and is a predicted model, not a curated record. Bases 1 to 813 code for a protein of 270 amino acids. Lineage: Eukaryota; Viridiplantae; Streptophyta; Magnoliopsida; Lamiales; Acanthaceae.
AUGGAUUAUUAUGAUGGUUUUUAUACAGAAACUCGAGUAAUUCACAGUUUUGUCAAGCUAAGAAUAUGCUCAUAUUUGGAGUCAUCAGCUACUAACAUUGCAAAACAGGAAUUUGUCCCACUUGUCAUUUUUGGCAAAAACUAUUUGUCGUGGGCCAUGGAUGUUGAAAUGCAUCUGGAAUCGAUGGGCCUGGGUGAAACGAUUGCGAGAGUCAAGAACCCUCAUGACUUGUGGAAUAAACUAAAAGAAAGAUACGAUCACCUGAAGUUGAUCGUACUGCCGAAAGCCCAUAGCGAAUGGCACAAUUUGAGGUUGCAGGACUUCAAAUUAGUCACUGAAUAUAAUUCUGUCAUGUUCAGGAUCACUUCACAUUUGAACUUAUGCGAACAAAACAACCAACUGUUGUUGAAAAAUCAUGCAUCCAAGCCAACAAGUUCCAGCCCAUUCCCUGAAGCGAAUGCGGUACAGUCUGCAAAUUCAGGCCGUGGAAACAACAAAGGCCGGAGAUAUGGCAGGGGCCAAAAAUGCAACCAUCCCCAACCUCAUCGAAAUAAUGGCAAGAAACCAUACAAGCCCCUGAAGUGGCAGAAUAACGAGCAGAAAAGAAAUUAUAAAGAUAAGUGCCACAGGUGCGGCACAAAGGGACACUGGUCGCACGUCUACAGAACGCCUAAGCAUUUAGCUGAUUUGUACCAGGCUUCACUGAAAGGGAAAAAUAUGUCUGAUGAUGUAAAUCUCUCUGAGCAGAAUAAUGAUGAUGCAUAUGAUGAUGUCCUAAAGAACACAUCCGCUGAUGUAAACCUUGCUGAAUAG